CCUUAGACACGCAUACAAAAAAAAAAUCUGCUUGCGUCUAUAAGGCUGAUAUUACGGUCUUGAGACCCAAACAAUAUGGCGGCCUCCGUAAAGUGCAUUUGUGUAACAUAGCUCUAGUUUCCCAAUAUUCUAUAAAACCUUUAAUGCUAAAGUCUUAGUUUCUGUUGGAAUCACCUGAGAAAAUAAGCUUGAUAACAAAUUUAUCCUCUGGUAGGCUAACUGUACAUGCCUCACAUGUUGACAAGGAAGCUAUCGCCAGUGCAGAGCAUCUGGUUUCUGGUAACCAAGAGGGCCAGUCACGUCUCCAGACAGCUAUAUGAUGUCAUCGUUGUGGGUGGAGGUCACGCCGGAACAGAGGCGGCGGCUGCAGCAGCCCGGGCUGGCGCGGAGACCCUCCUUGUCACACAGAAAAUACAAACAAUCGGCGCCCUGUCCUGUAAUCCAUCUCUGGGAGGAGUAGGCAAGGGCCAUCUGGUAAAGGAGAUAGAUGCUCUGGAUGGGCUCUGUGGCAGAGCUGGGGACUGGGCAGGGAUUCAUUUCUCCAUCCUGAAUCGUAGAAAAGGGCCCGCUGUGUGGGGGCCGAGAGCUCAGCUGGAUCGCCAGCGCUACCGGGAGUUCAUUCAGGCAGAGCUGCUGUCUACUCCCAGGCUGACGGUGCUGGAAGGCUCAGUGGAGGAGCUUCUGGUGACGGAUCCAAAUCCUGAAGAACCUGGGGUCCACAGCGUUACUGGGAUACGUUUAGCCAAUAGCAGCCAUCCGAUCUCUGCCUCGUCUGUGAUCCUCACCACGGGUACUUUUUUGUCCGGCUCACUCUUCAUGGGCCAAACCACAUCCCCUGGAGGCCGGAUCGGAGAUGCUCCGUCAAGUUCUGGUCUGUCCCAAACGCUGAGGGAGAGGCUGGGUCUGAGGGUUGGAAGGCUAAGGACCGGAACCCCACCCAGAAUUUUAAAGGAUUCAGUGGACCUCUCCCUGGCCAAGCUUCACCCGCCCGACAGCAACCCGACACCGUUUAGCUUCAUGAAUACUCACACACGCUGCAAGCCUGAAGAGCAGCUUCCUUGCUACCUAACCUACACAACUCCAGGUGUGGAGAGAGUGGUGAGGGAGAGUCUUCAUCUUAACUGUCACAUACAGCAAGACACCAAAGGUCCCAGAUACUGCCCCUCCAUAGAAUCGAAAGUGCUGCGCUUUCCAGGAAGAAGUCAUCAGGUGUGGUUGGAGCCCGAGGGGGUGAAUUCUGAUCUUUUGUACCCACAGGGUCUUUCCAUGACCAUGCCUCCUGACGUGCAGCUCCGACUUAUUAGGGAAAUCCCUGCCAUGCACCGAGCUGAGAUCCACACCCCAGGGUAUGGUGUGCAGUAUGACUAUGUGUGUCCCACCCAGCUCAGUCCGGCGCUGCAGGUGAAAAAUACUCAGGGGCUUUUUCUGGCCGGUCAGAUUAACGGGACGACGGGAUACGAAGAGGCUGCUGCACAGGGUUUGUGGGCGGGGCUGAACGCUGCCCGCUGGGCACUGUCUCUGCCUCUGGUUGGGUUGUCUCGAACUGAGAGCUAUAUCGGCGUGCUAAUCGAUGAUCUGGUGAGCCGAGGAGUUAAAGAGCCUUACCGCAUGUUCACCAGCCGGGCUGAAUUUCGCACUUCUCUAAGACCAGACAACGCUGACCUCCGCCUCACAAUGAAAGGAUAUGAGUUAGGAUGUGUGUCAUCUGUGCGUCACAACGAGGCUGUAAGAGUGAAGAGAGGUCUCCAAGAUGCAAUAUCCUCCCUUCAGGCUCUCACCAUGUCCACAACCAGAUGGAGGAGGAUGUUACCUGGGAUUAGUGUGAGUGAGAGCAAGAACAGCUCGCUGAGCGGGAUGGAUUUGCUGCAGUACAAGGAUGUGUCUUUUGAAAUGUUGGCCUCUGUCUUUCCCGAGAACCUUUCAGAGUACAUGGAGUUCUCAGAGAGACUCAAAAUAGAGGCUGUGUACAAGCCUCACUGUGACCAGAGCAAAAGAGAGAUAGAGAGAAUUCAAAAGGAGGAGAACAUGACUCUGCCACAGAACAUCGACUAUUUCACUCUACCGGUGUCUCUCUCUCAGGAAGUCAGGGAAAUCCUGGACAGGUUUCGACCCAGCACUCUGGGUGCUGCUACCCGUCUGGAAGGCAUGACUCCUGCUGCACUCGUCACACUUUUCAACUAUGUACAGUUUACAGGAAAAGAGGCGAGGACGACGAACAGGAAGCAAACGGAUCAUGAGGAGGAUCUAUGCACCAGAAAUGCAUCUUUACCUCAAUGA
Messenger RNA from Cyprinodon variegatus (sheepshead minnow), 2277 nucleotides. RefSeq names its product mitochondrial tRNA translation optimization 1 (gene mto1). Gene Ontology annotation, cellular component: cytosol. Gene Ontology annotation, molecular function: flavin adenine dinucleotide binding. Lineage: Eukaryota; Metazoa; Chordata; Actinopteri; Cyprinodontiformes; Cyprinodontidae. The coding region runs from base 226 to 2277 and encodes 683 amino acids. Gene Ontology annotation, biological process: tRNA wobble uridine modification; tRNA methylation. The transcript is spliced from 13 exons. The record is from RefSeq and is a predicted model, not a curated record.